This is a messenger RNA of Elgaria multicarinata webbii, 3872 nucleotides long. It is a transcript of the gene ETV6, whose product is annotated as ETS variant transcription factor 6. Gene Ontology annotation, biological process: regulation of transcription by RNA polymerase II; cell differentiation. The record is from RefSeq and is a predicted model, not a curated record. NCBI's taxonomy places the organism in Eukaryota, Metazoa, Chordata, Lepidosauria, Squamata, Anguidae. Gene Ontology annotation, cellular component: nucleus. The transcript is spliced from 8 exons. Gene Ontology annotation, molecular function: DNA-binding transcription factor activity, RNA polymerase II-specific; sequence-specific DNA binding. Bases 267 to 1625 code for a protein of 452 amino acids.
CCCCUAUCCAAAAUCUAAAACGCAAAAGCGAGCCAUGCCAGGAGCCUCCUCUCGCAAGGCAGUUCUGCCAGAAACCUUUCGGGUUUGUCUUUUUGGGAAGGUGAUCGGAGGAACUUCUCUAUAAAACGCCUGCGGUUGGCUGGGGAAAGGAUUUCUGCUGGGGUUGGAGGAAGAGGAAAGGAAAGAGGAAAGAAAGAGAGAGAGAGAGAAAGAAAACAAGAAAACGGAGAACUUCCUGGUCUCUUUAUUUCCUCCUCUUCUGAGACAUGUCUGAGGGUCCUGGCCACUGUUUUAUCAAGCAGGAAAGGAUUUCAUACACCCCUCCAGUGAGCCCGAUACCAAAUUACACUUCCUCAUCGCCACUACAUGUCCCAGUGCCUCGAGCAGUCAGGAUGGAGGAAGAUGCCAUCAGACUCCCAGCCCACCUACGGUUACAGCCUGUUUAUUGGAGCAGGGAUGAUGUGUCCCAGUGGCUGAAGUGGGCUGAAAAGGAGUUCUCAUUGAGACCCAUUGAAAGCAACACUUUUGAGAUGAAUGGCAAAGCGCUCUUGCUUCUGACCAAAGAGGAUUUCCGAUACAGGUCUCCACAUUCAGGUGAUGUGUUAUAUGAGCUUCUUCAGCAUAUCUUGAAGCAAAGGAAUUCUCAUGUGCUGUUUUCACCUUUCUUCCACCCGGGGAACUCUGUCCAUGCUCCGCCAGAUGUCAUGUUGCAUCAAAAUCAAGAUGAAGACAAUUUUGUCCAGAGACCUUCAAGACAAUCAACAGACACAGUCCAUCACAACCCACCUACUAUUGAACUUUUGCAUCGUUCUAGAUCACCCAUCAAUUCUAAUCACAGGCCUUCACCAGAGCCUGAGCAGCGGUCAUUAAAAUCCCCAUUGGAGAACACUAUUCGUCGCCUCUCACCAGCUGAGAGGCUCUCGGGCUCAAGACACCACCAAGAAAACAAUCACCAGGAGUCUUACCCUCUCUCAGUGUCUCCUAUUGAGAAUAACCACUGCCCAACCCCAUCUGAAGUGCUCCAGAAGCCUUCCAGCCCUCGACAAGAAAAUACCAGGGUGAUUCAGCUUAUGCCCAGCCCCAUCAUGCACCCUUUGAUACUGAACCCCAGGCACUCUGUGGAUUUCAAAGCCUCGAGGUUGUCUGAAGAUGGGUUGCACAGAGAGGUGAAGCCCAUCAACCUGUCUCACCGUGAAGAGUUAGCAUACAUGAACCACAUCAUGGUCUCUGUCUCCCCUCCUGAAGAUCAUGCCAUGCCAAUUGGAAGGAUAGCAGACUGCAGGCUCCUUUGGGAUUAUGUCUAUCAACUGCUGUCAGACAGCCGGUACGAAAACUUCAUCCGAUGGGAGGACAGGGAAUCCAAAAUAUUUCGGAUAGUGGAUCCUAAUGGGUUGGCUCGGCUGUGGGGAAACCAUAAGAACAGAACAAAUAUGACAUAUGAGAAAAUGUCUAGAGCAUUGCGCCACUACUAUAAACUAAAUAUUAUCAGAAAGGAACCAGGACAAAGGCUUUUGUUCAGGUUCAUGAAGACCCCAGAUGAGAUUAUGAGUGGCCGCACUGACCGCCUGGAGCAUCUUGAAUCUCAGGAACUGGAUGAGCAAAUAUACCAGGAAGACGAGUGCUGAAGGAACCAGUUCCCUUGCGUCACUUUGGUCUGCGGAAGAGUAGUCUGUAUGGAGGCACAUUCAUGUGUGAAACGAAACCCCAGGACUUAGCAUUUACCUUGGAGACCAAGCAGGACCCCAGAGCACCUUAGCAAAACAAAUCCAUUGGCAAGGGUGAUGUUGGCAGCAGGAUUUGGGAGAGAAAGAGAGAGAGAAUCAUAGCACUACUAUGGCGUUGGUUUUUAAGGUUUCCCUUGCCCUGGGGUGUUUUUUGUUCUUGUUUGGUUGGCUUGGGAUUUUUUUUUAUUUCUAACUAACACGCCAUUUGGCCUUUUUUAAUGACUUUUGUACAGCAAAACAUCAUGUGUUUGCUUAUUCUGAAGGCUUUCCUAUGGAAAUGUAGCACAACUGUUUUCUGUGCAGAGUAUCACAAUAUGAUAUAUGAUCACAGCAUAGGAACAAAGAGCGACAAAUGUCACAAGAGGGGUCUGAAAAUGUCUCCAGUUGCCUAAAUUCCUUUAUUCACUCUUGUCACAAAGGUAAAAGAUUUUGGAUUGCAGUCUAUGAUUAAGGGUUUAAGAAAUGGGGAGAAGGGCUGUUGGAAGGUCUGGGAGAUCUGACUGGCAUAUGUUGAGCUGGGGUUAGAUCUGGAAAGUGUUGGACAUCUCCCAGAGCGCAUGGACUUCAUCCAAGCACUCAGCAGCAUGGGAAUGAGAAAUAAAUAGGACAAACUCUAAGAAAAUACAGUAGACCUCUUCAUGCUUUUCCAGCUCAAGGAAGAUUUAAAUAAAAACCACACUGACAAGAUAAAAUUUUUGCUUGAUAUGAUUUGUUGAGCAUCACUAGGGUAUUUUUCAUUUGCACAACACAGGUUGGGAUUUUGUGCUAGCCAAUUCACUUAGAAAAGGAAGAAAUGGUCGAUCAUAAAAAGAGAAGGAAAAGUUUAGGACCUUCAAAAUGGCAGUUUGGCCUUUCUGGAAGCUUCCUCAGGAGUGGCUUACACCUUUCUGAGGGGAUGUCAACCUUACUAUAUGUGCUAAAACCAGAGAUUGGAUUUCUGAGCUGAUCUCUGCAUUGUUUUUGUUUUACUCUGCUCUGUCCAAGUGCAACAUUGCCAUUUUAUGGCCAUCUUAACCCAUUUCCUAUGUGGUUUUUAAUGAAAAGGUCUAGCAUUCUUGGCCUGUUAAUUUUAAAUGAUUUAGAUUCUUGCAGUUCCAGGUUAGUGUUGUAGCCUUUAGAGUGAAAGGAGUUUUGUAUGCGCCUUUUGUUGGUAGGAAGUCUUAGUUCUUUAAACUUCAAUAAGCCCCUUACCUCUGGAGGUUGUUCAAUUAUGCUGAAAGCAGUAUGUUAUCCUAUGGUUCUAUACUGCAAAAUAUCUUGUAGAGUUCAUAUGUACACAUCAUGACAGAAUGCUCUCUGUGUGACAGCAUCUACACUUUCUAAAAGCCAUUGACGGGGUUGUGUAUAUGUUAUGUUGAAGAAAUCAAAAUUAUGUGCCACAAUAACUUAAACUGUAUCAGGAAAUAUGAAAUGUUAUCACUUCAAUCUGAUAUGCAAAUUAAGUAUACUCGCAUCUGUUUUCUCAAUUUGCAUAAUGUGUUCUGCUUCUAAAAGUGGGGGGUGGGAGGGAACAUAAAGCGUUAUAUUGAAUAAUGAAGCCCUACUUCUCACCCUCCUCUAUCACUACAAAUCCUGCUCUUCCACUCUUCUAAUUUCUGGCAUUUCACCGCACUCUUUCAAGUAUGCUGUGGAUUCCUGGGUGGAUUCCUGCAUUGAGCAGGGGGUUGGACUCGAUGGCCUUUUAGGCCCUUUCCAACUCUACUAUUCUAUGAUUCUAAGCCUUCCUUUUGAAUCUUGAUGGCUAGAAAUUUGUUCCUUUUCCCAGGGGAUAGAGAAUUAAGCUUGAGAUUCUCAAGAUGUGGAACCUUAUACCUGUUUCUGAAUUUACAUGGUAAGGUCAAAUAAUGCACACAGCCCAAGCCAUUAGUUAGGGGUUUUUUGGUAUUUUUUUCCCAAUGUCAGUAAUAGGUUUUCACACCAGUAUUCACUAGAAAAUUGGCAAAGUCCUACAUCUUGGAUUUUUUUGUUCUAGAAAAUGUUUAAUAGUGAAAUGAAAUGUACUACUGAUAGAGAUAAACAUUUUAUAUUUAAGAUACAGCUUAUGGAAAGAAACUAAUUUUGCACACAUGUAAAACAUUCAUUCUCUCACAUAUAUAAAAGACCACUUCUCCCAUUCUUUGCUCAACACUCCUCUCCAGAGGUAGCUCA